UCAUUCUGUUUAGAACGGCUGAAGAUAUUCGUGCAUGUUGUAAUCCUACUCCCAUAUUAGUUCGGCAAAAUUUACACGAUAUUUAUCAAAUUGUACAACAAGCAAACGAUAUUCAGAUUGAAACCGAAAAACGGGAACAAAUCAUUCCCUUGACAUUACCACCGUUGUUUUCUCAAGAAAAUGUUUUAAAUUAUCCACACGAUUCAUCUUAUCAAAAUGAAACCGAAAAACGGGAACAAAUCAUUCCCUUGACAUUACCACCGUUGUUUUCUCAAGAAAAUGUUUUAAAUUGUCCACACGAUUCAUCCCAUCAAAUUGAAAAUUUACCAUCGUCUAUUGUUGACAAUACACAAAUAGCCUAUCCUACAAGUGAAGGAGCACUCUCUUUGUAUUUCUGUUCUGUAGCUUAA
This is a messenger RNA of Didymodactylos carnosus, 410 nucleotides long. Lineage: Eukaryota; Metazoa; Rotifera; Eurotatoria; Philodinida; Philodinidae. The record is from the annotation of a GenBank genome assembly.